ACUCUGCUGCCUCGUACGUGAAAAUUGGGAUCUUCUCUUCGGAGAGAUGAGAGGGUGUGGGGUUGAAAAAAUUUCAACUAAACGCCGGGCAAAGUGGCAAGAGAUUGCCACUGUUGUAAGCCAUGAAUUUACAGCUCCACGUUCUUCGGAACAAUGCCGGAAGAAAUUUCAAAAUGUAAAAGGACGUUCCAUCAACAAAGUCAGUGGGCUGCGGCAUCCACCAACAGGAGGGGGCCCAUCAGCUGUAUUGUCCGUGGCAGAGUCGUGUGUGGCAGACCAUCUUGCCACACACGAAGUUGUCACGGGCAUUGGCGGAGGAUUUGAUUCAGAUGACCUUGAACAAAUUUUUCGGGCCUCGAAACCGGCCUCAAUGAUCUUGGCAGAUGAGCCAACGUCUGAGGCCACUAUCCCAGAAACAUCAGGAGGUCCAUUGAAGUCGUGCAGACAAAAGACCGGGAAAGCAAAAAGAAAAAUUGUCACCACGGAGCAGUCCACAAUAAAUGAAUUAACUGCAGAAAACCUAUCGCUUGACAAUGUCAGAAUUAGGGAGGAGACCAAAAAAAUCAAGCUCCAGAUGGACCUAUUAUUAGAACAAAAAAAUGCACUUAUUUCAUUGAAGGAAAUGGCUGAUGCUGCCAAAAGUUAUUAUUUACAAAGGUCUUCCAUUGAGUUUCAUUCAGGAAAUCCUUUUGUAGAUUCCUUUACUUUUAAUAAAUAAUUCUGCUCAACCAAUUCAUUGGAUAUUUGAAAGUAACAAGCACACUGUUAGAUUGUCUUUGAAACAUUUUAGGCUUGUCCCUGUAUUUUUCAUUGUAUAUUUGAAGGUGAUGUACUUGUUUAAGCUAACUUCUUCAAACUUACUUUUGAGAUCCUACAUCAAUCUUCAAAUAUUUAAAGCUUUGUACAUUCUUGAAUUGCAUGUAUGAUUGGCUUAGGUGACUUUAUUUUUGAUCAAGUCAAAAUGUACUUGUUGUAUUAAGUAAUGCCCUGAAAUUCAUGUGCUAUUAAAGUUUUUAAACCAUAUAUGUUAUGCCACUAAGUUUGAUGAUGACAUUUCAUAUAUAUGUUACACAUCAUUGUUCAUCCAUGUCCAAUGAAAUAUUCUUUGUAAAGUUUGCUGAAGUAAUUAUUUAUUAAGGACAUAAGGUUUGUAGUUUGCUAUAUAGUUUAUACAUAUCAAAUUUAUAAAAUGUAUGGUUCCAUAAAGUCAUCAGACAAUUAAGUUAAGGGUAUUGCUUGUUACUUUUCAAAUAUCCAAUUGCUACACAGUUCUCAUUCAUUUAUAAUUCACAAUGUUCAUCCGGAGUUUGAGAAAGUAUCCUCUUUAUGAUUGACACUGUUAAUUUAUAUUAAUGAUUAUUUUCAUAAUGAUCAUUUUAUAGAGGCAAAUGUAUAUACUUCUUAUUGAUAGCUUUCCCUGUGUUUUGACUGCAUGACUUCAUAUACAUAUAUACAACAAUGACUCUAUGUAUUUUUUUUAGUUGAUAUAUAUCAAAUUCAACUCAUAUUAUUCAUAUGUUAUGAACAUUACAUAUCAGUUAUAUGAAAAA
Messenger RNA from Mya arenaria, 1550 nucleotides. RefSeq lists its product as uncharacterized. Bases 47 to 718 code for a protein of 223 amino acids. NCBI's taxonomy places the organism in Eukaryota, Metazoa, Mollusca, Bivalvia, Myida, Myidae. The record is from RefSeq and is a predicted model, not a curated record. The transcript has 6 exons.